Messenger RNA from Cylicostephanus goldi, 1281 nucleotides. The record is from the annotation of a GenBank genome assembly. Lineage: Eukaryota; Metazoa; Nematoda; Chromadorea; Rhabditida; Strongylidae.
AUGUACUGUGAUCCGCGAUUCGUAUGCAAGGAGUACAGGUGUGUCCCUAAGCCAAAGUGGAGGGCUGAAAAGAAGCUGCUAAUGUGCAAAAAGGGCGAUUGCGAACCACCUACCGCCUGCGUGGACAACUUUUGUCUGAUAAAUAUGCCUUGUAGAACCGACUAUGACUGUGGUGAUUCACAGCUCAAAUGUAUUCAGUCAAUCUGCGCUGUUCCUAAAAGCACGCCUGCUCCCUUGCCUCAGACGUUGGGAUCACCAGGGUACACUUCUUUUGGGAUUCCCUGCCAAAAUGGUGUCUGCAAACCACCAUUGUCUUGCAUUGACAACUUCUGUGUUCGCGGUACACCUUGUACAGUUGGUGUAGAAUGCAACGGCUAUCCACGAUUUGAAUGCAAGCAACAGAAUUGCGUUCCCAAGCUUCAGUGGAGGCCGAAUAACUCCCUGAUAAUGUGUAAAGACGCUAUCUGCCCUGCUUCAACUAUCUGUAUAAACAAUUUUUGUUUACGAAAUUUGCGUUGCCAGAAUGAUCACGACUGUGGCAGUCCUCUACUCAAAUGUGUGCAAUCAAUUUGCGAAGAUAGAGAACAAUUUUCGCCUACACUGCCUCAGCAUUCAAAUCCGGAGAUGCCGCGUCCUCUAACUGGCAGUAGAUCAGCAGUUCUCGGCGAAAGUUUUCCCGGAAUGCCCUGCCAAAAUGGUGUCUGCACUUCUCCAUAUGUCUGCAUCAAUGACAUCUGUAUACGCGGCGUGCUUUGCACAACUAAUUAUGAUUGCAGGGAUUCCCGGUUUGAUUGUAUUCAACGAAACUGCAUCCCUGGUUCUAAAUGGAGACCGGAUAAUGUUUUGCUGAUGUGCUCGAACAAUCUUUGCCCUCCAUCAUCUACGUGCGUGAACAAUUUUUGCGUAAAUUUGAUGUGUCGCAAUGAUUACGAUUGUGGAAGUCCACAAAUGAGAUGCAUACAGUCAGCCUGUAUCGUACUCUCUGGAUCGGAAUCGCAGUCACCAACAGCAUCGAUUGUGAAUCCAAACUUUCAACUACUUUUACCCAAUCACCAGAGAGAGACUAUACCGCCAACACAGCUUCGGUCAAUAGGCGACUGCAUGGACGGUUAUUGUCCUGAACCCUACGUCUGCAUAGCUGGCUCUUGUGUGACCGGUCAGCGUUGCCGAGUCGAUUCCGAUUGUGGUUACUACUCUGGUGUUAAAUGCUUAAAAAGUUUGUGCAUUCAAGUUAGUCUUGCAAUUAUGCAACCACCAAUGGUUAUAGGAUCCCAGAGCUAA